This is a messenger RNA of Schistosoma rodhaini, 9861 nucleotides long. NCBI's taxonomy places the organism in Eukaryota, Metazoa, Platyhelminthes, Trematoda, Strigeidida, Schistosomatidae. The record is from the annotation of a GenBank genome assembly.
ACUUCCGAUGUUGGUACUGACCUUGAAGUCCCAGGAAAAGUAUACAUUUGUAGAGUGGGAUAUUUCGCUACAUUUUUUAGCACGGAUUUACUGAAGUACCUGAAAGUUAUGUUAAUUUAGCACUGAUUGGUAAUAUAACGGCGGAUCUCAGCAUUCGAUGAAGUGGAAUAAUUCGGAUGCUAAAUGUUUGAAGAUCAGAGUAACACUACAUGAAUCUGAGCUAGAGUUUAAUAUAUCGCCUAAAAGCACUGGAAAAUACCUCUUCGACCUAGUCUGCAGUACAAUUGGCUUAAGAGAGACGUGGUAUUUCGGACUACAAUUUUAUAGCUUCUUUCCAAAUGGAAGAAUGCAACUUUCCCACUGGCUUAAAUUAGAUAAGAAGAUUGUUUCACAAAAACCAGAGGAUAUCUCUAAGUCUCUUUGCUUCUUUUUUCACACCAAAUUCUUCCCUGAAGAUGUUGAACAGGAACUAAUACAAGCUACAACUCGUCGUCUAUUCUAUUUGAGUGUUAAGUCCACCAUUUUAAAUCGAAGUGAAUCCAAUAUGAAUGGGAAUUGUUUUGGCGAUCUUUGUCCGUCCCUCGACGUGGCUAUUCUUCUUGCCUCAUUGGCUUCUCAGGCAGAAUACGGUGAUCUUUGCGAGGAAGAGCUUAGUGAUACAGAGGAACUCACGUUCUUACCACGACGUAUUCUCAGAUUAAUCCCAGCUCAACUAUGGACCCAAAUACAGUCCACUCAAGGUGUAACACAAAAGUUUCGGGAACAUUAUAAAUCCCACAAGGGAAUGAAUCGUGACAAAGCGGAACUUCAGUAUCUCAAAGUAGCCCAGAUGCAUAACCUUUUUGGGGUGGAUUUUUUUCCUAUUGUCUAUGUUCGGAUGAAGUUUCCUCGAACGUUAAGUUUGGCGCAGAACGAAUCAACUAUUUGGGACAACACUAAUCAAUGUCACACAAAUGCUUGGCUUGGUGUUACAGCUGCAGGUCUUCAACUGUAUGGAAAGUGUCAACGUGAUCCACCUCAAUUUACAUUUCCUUGGAAUAUGAUAAAAAACGUUUCAUAUCGUGAACGCAAGUUUACGAUCAAGUUGACCAGUACCUGUCGUGCAACUAGCAAACCUAGUCAAAUUACAUCUAUCCCUACCUUAUUGAAUGAAGCCAGGGGACCAAUUGUAAUUUCAUCAAAAGCAAGUCAGCCCAGCCGCAGUCCUCUUAUUAGUAUCACAGGCCAAGCCUUUGUUGGCGUUGCUGUAGGUUCUAGUGCAGGAGGUAGUGGAACGUCUGCCGCAAGCUUACCUAGCACUCCAAUGUCAGCUCGUCUUGUCCCUGCGGUUCCACCUGUUUCUCCAAAUUUACUUGAUGCGUCUGUUAACCUUUCAUCUCCAAGAGCUGUUUCCAAGUUCGAAUCAUGUGAUACUGCGCAACAACUCGUUGCUCCUAAAGGUUUCAAAGGUCGUGCUAAAGUUCUUGAACUAGGUUCACGCUGCAUUCCUGGUUUAUCUAUCAAAUCCUCUUGUUACUCUGCUAAUGAAUUUGCAGUUACUAGAACUAGUGUGAAUUGUCUUCGUGCACCUAGGGUUCAGUCUGCGGAAAACAAUGUCUCACUACCGUCCAAAGGUUUGCUUAAAUCGUCUAAUUUGAAUUUUGAGACAGUGUCAAUCAGUGUUGUUGAAGUUUGGUUAGCAGACCCAAAUCAAGCUAAAACAGUUAUGUCUAUGUGUGCUGGUAACCACUCACUGUUCAUGAGACGUCGUCAACCGGAUAGCAUUGAGGUUCAGCAAAUGAGAGCACAAGCAAGAGAAGAGAGAGCCAGACGAGAGGUUGAAAGAGCACGACUGGCGAAAGCACGUGCAGAAAAGGCUGAGGCUUUAGAAGCUAAAUCAGUUUUAGAGGCUCGGUGUGCUCAACUUGAAGAGGCACUAAUACAUCAGCAAAAAUGCCAAAACCCUUACACCUCUGAUAACCAUAAUCGUUUGUUCGAUACCUAUGCAGUUAAUUCGCCCUCCACUCAAGCUUCUCAAUGUAUAUCCAAUCCAUACAACUGUAAAGUUGCUUUCAGUCCCAUGAAGAAAGAAAAUCAAAAAGACGUUAAAAUAGGUGGUAUACCUAUGUUCCGAACGUUGAACGAUGACGAUGAUGACCAGAAAUCCAUUUCUAAUCCCACUGAAGAUAAUGAUAAAACUACUAGUGAUAUUAUGAAUGGUGAUCGGUGUGGUAACUACUUUGAUGAUUAUAGUUUCUAUCCACCAGUAACCAGUUCGGAUGGAUACCCAGCACAUCAUGGAAAAUCAUGGGAUGAUGACAUUCACACAGACCAAAAUAACUUGGUUUACAAUGAUCCUCUCUAUCCAAACAUUUCAGUAAAUUCGUUCCCUGUCUAUUCUGAGUUUACUGAUCAUCGAUUUGCUCCGGGUUCAGUGUCUGUUCCUGUAACACCUCACGUUAAACGCACAGAAAUGAUACUCGAUCGGCGAACGAAUUGUUACCCUCAGUCGUCGUUUUGGCCGUUUGAGUCAACUAGCUGUCCAGUAGAUCUACAUAGCGAACGUGCUGUUUAUAAGACUCAGUCUAACAAAAAGGUGGUUUUGUAUCCAUCUUAUUUGGUUACUAAUCUUGGUCCAGUGUAUCCUGAUGGUAGUUUCUGUGGCAUCGCCCUUAAAUCGUUAUCGUCUGGAAAUCAUUGUCUAACUGGUGAAAUACCAAUAGUAUCUGUCGAGGGGUCCAUUUCUAAAGAACCGGAAACCUCUUUCACUCCGUUUUUUAUUGUCCCCGGUAGCUUGCCUGCUCUUCACAAUGAUAAAGUUUUCAAUUCAAAAUCUCGUGUCGGACCAACAGACGUCUCUCAUAGUGAUCAUAAUCCGUGUGCUUGUGCAGUAAUGUCUACUGGACACCAACCUCCUACAAUCUGUCAUAUACGCUCUCCACCUCAAACAAUUAUUCGUGAGGUUUCUUAUACUGUACCAACGAGUGUUCUGAGACACUCACAGUACUAUACACCGAGUUGUCACGUUCAGUUCGUCCCACACGAUCCUGCAGAUCACAGCCGAUAUAUCUAUUCGAGUCCAUCUUUGGCUGCAAUACUUUCUCCUAUUGUUAAUCAACGUUUGCACCGUCGAAUGCCAAUUCGUCCACAGCCUAGUCGUGGCUUAAAGCGACAGCAGUCGCAGCCGAAAAGCACAAGAUCAUCUGACUCAGUUCAUAUUCCCUUAAUGGAACGUUCGACAAGUUACAUGCAAAUGCCUUACUCAGAGAACGACUGUGGAUUAGCGUCUACAGAUGAUUAUAAUUUGACCAACAACCACUUUUUACCCCAUCCUACUAAUCGUGGCUGUUCUUUUCAAUAUACACCUUGUUCCACAAACGUCCAUUCGAAAUACUAUGCCUUUCAGUCAGGUAUUAAUAGUUCAUGGAAGUUCAAACGUUUGUGUUUGGUCUCAGAUAUCCAAAUGAAGUUUAUCCGAGUCCACUACAUUAUCCAUUCCACUCUCCUACAACAAAUGAAUAUCUUCACCGUGCUGCUAGUCUCGACGUUUCAUCUGGGAACAAUGAUCUUUUGUGGAAUAAAGCGCCUCAUGAAUUGUUAUCUCGAACAGGUGAAUGUAAUGAGGAUGAGAAUGUCUAUCUACUCGAAUCAAAUCCUCCUUAUUCUCAACGCAGUUUCUUAACAAAUCAGUUACAGGAGGAAAGAGCUCACUUUGCAUUUCUUCAAACACAAUUUUCACGCCAGCUGUGUGAUACGUGGGGAUAUUUAAAAGCAGCUCGUGGUCAGCAAAUUGAUAAAUUAUGCGAUUUGGCAACCCACGGGAUUGGAAGUAAUAUUUACAAGUAAUCAUCAGUGAUUCUAUAAUGAUCAGUUCAUUUUAUAAAAUGUUGAUUAGGGUUUCGUGAUUUUUAUGUUGGUACCGAUUGCUGUUAUUAAAAUCUUCUUUGUCUGUUGUUAUCUUAUUCGCUUUAUAGUAUAAUGCUGUUUUUCUUGUCUACACGAAUGGGUCGUUAAUUUGCCUUAGGCGAAUAUCUACACUUGAUUCCCUCCCGGUGUCUAAUUAACAGGGCUUCAACACAACUCAGAUCAAGAACUACUGACUAGAAGUAUAUAUAUUCCUACACCCAAAACCGACAACAAGGCGACGCAAUCCAACAACAAUAAUAAUAAGGUUAGGAGAAUGUUAUAACUCAUCUAACGCUUGUUAGACUAUCUACAAGUCUGAUCAAGCAGACAACCAAUCAUUAUCAUCCUCACCCACGUAUCAUUUUGUAUUUUGAAGGAUUGGUAGCUUCAUUCAAACUGGAAGCUUAAUGCUUUGGUAUGCUAAGUAAACUGUUACAAAUGACCUGUUUUUCCUAAUAGUGAAGAUCAGUAACUAGCAGUGAAGUAUUGGGCUCAUUUGUUGCUUUAUUUUGAAACCUGUCAGGAUUUGCCAGGACCAGAAUCCACAGGUGUUCAUUUUAAAAUGUAUACUUUGAGCUUAUAUCUUCAACAGAAACAACUUUCUGUUGUACGUACGAAAUCCAUUCGAAAAUUGAUUCUCAUCAAAAGAUGUCACAACUCUGAUAUACCAAUAACGAAUCGACAUAAAUUAUUUUCAUAGUUGUUUGAAGGCAUCCAAUGUGAAGCUCACGUUAUUAGUUCAAUAUAUUUUCUCCGUUUGUUAGUUUUAAUUUAAACGACUAUGAAUUCUCUGUAGCAAUAAAUUAUUUUUGACCAACAAAUUGUCUUCAUUGCCAGGUUAGAAACACUAAAUUAUAUGACAUAACAAAAAAAUCUUGAUUAAACUAUUCGUUUUUUAGUAAUCCUUCUUCCUAUGGUUGUGAACUGCGAUGUGAUCCUGCUGGCGCUUCGGAUGGUGCAUCCACUGGUGGCGGAAACAUAUGCAGUAUGUGCGGUUCUAGUGCAUAUGAUGGGCACGACCAUCUUCACGACACUAGUCCUGACCAUCAUUUCUAUGAACCGUACUCACAAUUGAACCAAGAUGUUUCGUCACCUGAUGACUCAGGUGUUAAUAAUUUAAGGUCCGAGAACAAACUCGAAAGAGGUAAGCUCGUUCAUUUUGGUUUCUUUUCAUUUUCGAAGUACCUUAUUGCGUAACAGAAGCUUUACAAUGAUGGUAUUGCAUUAUAACGGCAAUUAUGUUUUUUUGGCUGGAUGCAAAAUUGGUAAUCAGUAUAUCUCUUCUAGAGCAUAUUGUAUAGUGUAACCCCGUACCAUCCAAGGUUUUGCAAAAUCCAUUACGAUUUCAAAUUUUGGAGAUCAUUCGUGGACAUCUACUUUUAAUACAAGAACACUUUCUAGAGAUACUAAUCAAUUUAAUAUAGUGUUAGUUUUGUAAAGUUAGGUAAGAAUAGGAUAAGCUAAGUGAUCUGUUUUAUUACAGCUACUCGUACAACUGAAAAAUAAUCAAACGUCCGAUGCACCCGACCAAAAUCUGAGCAUGUUAGUCUUGAUCUUAUUGCUAUGAAGAUAAUGAACGUAUUAGGAUCAGUACAUUUAUUAUUUAUGUUAGGAAUAGCGGAAAAUAUUGGAUUAACAGAAGCUGAUUUCUAUGUAAUAGCAGUCAUCGUAUAACCGCAGGUUUCUGUUACUUGAGGAGUUUGAAUCGGCGCACAAUCCAACAACAAUGAAUAAUAAUAAGGAAAGGGAAUAUUAUAACUCAUCUAACGCUUGUCAGACUCUCUACAAGUCUGAUCACGUACACAACCAAUCAUUAUCAUUCUCGCCCACAAAUAUUAAAUAAAUCCCUGAGAUCAAUAACUCUGCAAGUCUUCCAUAGUUGAUACUGAUCGCAUCAGCUUUACUGAACUCACCUAGCUGAAGCUGCUCGGUCACGCAUCCGCACCAGACCACGAGUGGGUAAGCGGUACUACGUAUCUCCUACAGCCCUUAGUCAGAUUAUAUUGAUCAAUUCUCGAUAGCAUAUCAUAUAUAUCUUCGAACAUCUUCACUUCUGAUUUGACUAAGUUGGCAUAUUUCGACUAUAAAGGUGUUAUGUGUAAAGGCGUUGUCAAAUCCCAAAUGCUUGUAGCAUUUUCAGCGUCAUUCUGAACUAUCUCUGAAUAAACUCUUAUUGUACCAUCAAUUAUUGAUGCAAUAAUGAUUUCUUUUGAGCUUUUUCUUUAAUACGUAUAUUUACAACGGGUUCUUAUUGCUUUACAAACAUAAUUUUUAACUUUUUCACGCGUAUUACAUUUAUCUUUCUUCCAUUGUCAAUUUUAAAUUCUUUUAAAUACUAGAUAACAUGUCUGCAUAUGAUGGAUUUUAUGUAAUCAUUAUUAAAAAGUUAUUAUAAUUGCAUUUUUGAAAGAACUUGGAAUGGUUUAUUUUCAACACUUAGAUGAGGAUAAGCUAUCGAUGGGAGAUAGCAAAAACUGCUGCGGUAUUUGACGGGUAAACUGGAAUAUUCACAUCACGUUCUCAGUAUGCAGGGUAUCAAACAGCUUAAGGAUAUAAUUCAAGCAAUCAGAAAUGUUCCCGGACCAGAUUCAGUGGACAAGCUUCAUCGUUUCUCGGGAACGGUUAUUAUUGAAGUCAACUUAUCCGUUGUUCUACGAUUCCACAACACGUAACAGAUGCGCUUAAAGGAAUUGCCAAGGGAUUGUACGUUAUCUCCUGAAGGCAAAGAUGGGUUCUCGACAGGUUAUUUUGCUUUAACAUCAAUGUUAACCCGCGUGAUUAAAGAUUUCGACAAUAAUCUGAGUCACUACUUGGCGAUUGAACUAUUGAACGUUAGUAGAGCCAGCUUUCCAUCUGGAAAUGCUUUCAUAUAGUCUCACAUACACAGACACGGUCGGGCAAUUCCUACUCACUGCCUUCUCGUGGCAUUACUGUUGUUUACAAAAUUCAAAGGACGAAGGGUGAAUGUCCGGUGCAUUAACCAGGUAGGUGGAUAUGAACGACCACCUAGGGGAGUUGGAGAACCCUGAUUCCAAAACAAUGGUGCAUAUGGGCUCCAGGACUCUGAAGGAACAAAUGGUGUGUGAACUCAUUGUUGGUCACCGGCUACGAUGGGAUCGCAUCUACUAAUGUUGCUCCACUGCCUUGUGGAUUAGGCCUUCAAAUCAAAGGCUUGGUAUGUGGCCCUUAAGAAAACCAAUUCGAAUUGGCAAUAAUGUAUUUAGUGGCCUUUAAAGCAAUAAGCAUACAUCUCUUCAUACGAUGUUUUUUUUAGGCAGGAUUUCAAAACAGUAUAUUCAACUGAGGCAGUAUACCAGUUGUUGAACCUAGACACUGAAAUGUGACUUGAUGGAAAAUAAUGUUGAUUAGGUAACAUCAUGUUUCAUAAAUUGACAGCUAUCAAGGUUCUGAAACCUUCUUCAAUUUAUCGGAAUGCAUGUUCAUCGAUUUAAGUUGGCAUACCACUUCGGAACAGGCAAGAUGCCGGAGUAUUACAAGUAGUGACACUAUUAACGGUUGUCGAAGAAACUAGUUAGACUGUGUGGUUUGAGAAAAUGUGUACUCGUGGUAUAAAGGAGUAGCAGAUAAUUUUGAAAAUAGGUGAAGUUAUGAGGCAAUAUAUAAUGAAUUGAUCUGCGCCAUUGUAACAUAUUUUCAGAAAUGUUACCGAACAUCAAACGUGCACCUGCCUACCCGGCUUAGUCCAACAGUUAAUAAAUGCACCGCAUUUUUUUCAACCUUCUAUUAUACCAGCGGGAAUCGCGCGACAUGGUAAAUAGGAUAACGUUUUCAUGAAACAUGUACUAACUACCUCAGUCUAUGAACAUUUACAACUUCGUUAACCAAUUCUCAAUUUCCACCUAGUACUCUACAUCCAACCUCAGCACUGCUCACCUGUUGGUCCUAACAUAUGCGAGCACUGGUCCAAUCGCAUUUGUAAUCAAACACUAGUAACCCAAGAAUAUGUUUUAUCUUUGGAGGGUACAUUUCACGGCUAUAAAGUACGACAAAGUGAAUUACUGCACAGUGUACUCGUCCUCUGAUUAAUAGAUGGAUGUCUGGCCUACACCACAAGUGACUCAGUGGAAAAGCAAACCAAGCUUUCUGAGUUCGCGACGAGAUUUCUUCAGAUAUAAACCCACAACUAAGGCUGAUAGAACUUCCAAGAUAGGGAAAGUGGUCGACGCGCCCAACUACUUUACCCCAUAUCAUUAGUUCGGUGAGGCUGUCCACUAUCUCCAUUUUCGUCAUAGACCUACUACGAGGAAUGACGUUCUCGUCUGAAUUUUUUGGAAGUGAUCUCCUACCAGGAGGUCCACUUAUCGACUAUUUGGUGAAGACGCUGAUAACAUGGAAGUCUUUUGGUAGCACUGAGUAACAAUGCAAUGAUGUUUUGGAUGCGUUUCUCCCCUUCUAGAGGCAAAUUGUUGCUUCAGGACUGGUCUGCGUCAACACCUGAACUAAGGAUAGGGAGUGAAGUAGUCGAACGUGCCGACAACUUCACUUAUCUUGUAAGUCUGAUCAACCCUAAUGGGUUGGUGUCUGACGAAAUCUCAGCACAGAUUCCAAAAGCUCUUUCGGCUUUUGCCGACCUACGUCACCUAUGGCGAAGGCGAGAUAUCCGUCUACCAACUAAGUAACAAGUAUGCUGAACAAUAGUUUGUUCUGUUUUACUUUACAGCUGCGAGACAUAGCCAUUAAGGGUAGAGGAUACACGUUAGUUACUAGUGUUUGACCAAAGAUGUCAUAGAAGUAUUACUCGCAUCUUCUGCGAUCCCUGGGCAAGUAAUAGUGAAGGAGUUUAGACACAGGAUACUAUGGAAUGAUAGCAAAUCGGUUGAUAAAGUUGUAAAUCUACAUCGGCUGAGGUGGUUGGACCAAGUAUUACGCAUGCUCAACCACCGAUUACCACGGCGUCCAACGCUGAUUAGUAUUGAAGACGGAUGGAAGAAAGUUAGGGGUGGUCAGACCAGAACGUGGCAUCAGUCCAUAAAGUCACUACUGGUUUGAACCGUGUUGGUAGAUCCGGACUGCUUGGUUGUGGUACGCGUGACUAUCUUAACCAAUGGUUUUCAGUGUUGCUGAACCGGAUGAAAGACUCAGUAGUCGGCUGACAUCGAGAUCAACAGACCGGAUUCCGUAAAGAUCGGUCGCGACAGCACGGAUUAUCGUUGAACAAUCAACUGCAAGGAACUUGGCACUGUAUAUCAACUUCCUUUGAAUAUGAGGAAGUGCUUGACAAUGUGGAUAGGAAGACGUUAUGGGACUUUUUUCAACUCUAUGGUGUACCUGACAAAAUUGUCAACAUCAUCCGGAAUUCAUACGACGGGCUAUACGGCAAAGUCAUGCAUGGAAGACAGCUGACAGACGUAUUCCAGGUGAGGACCGGAGUCAGACAAGCCUGCUUACUCUCCCCCUUUCUCUUUCUUCUGGUAGUUGAGUGGACUUUGAAGACCUCGACAUCUGAGCGGAAACACGGAAUACAACAGACAGCUUUGAGUUUGCAGAUAACCUAUACACAAAUAUAAAAAGCGACCCACCUGAGGAUAUUUUUUUAAAAAGCUUAAAUCUUGCGUAACGUAGUUUCUGCCUAUUGUUCGUACUAGGCAACGAUUUUCGCGUUGCAAACACGAAUAGAAAACCUCCUAUUCAUUGGCAAAUUUUACUUUCUUUGUAUAUAAGCAUUGAAGUAUUUCUAUUUUCUUUUUUUACCAGGUGGUAAUGGGUUAGAUCAAGAAUGGCAGUCUAGUGCACAAUCACGAUACACUCAUAUAAACGUAUACACACAGUCAACGAAAGCGUGUUGAAUUGAGAUUCAUGUUACAUAAUAAGUCCUGCACACUCCUAACUUUUCCAAUUUUAUUGCCGUAUCCAUCGGGCUUGUUCCCAUAAAACCAUUUUGUAUAUAAAAAACAAGUGCACUAUUAAAAUAGACUACUUAUAUGCUAAUUAAAUGUGUUGAAGUUUUUUUCCUAC